Molecule: messenger RNA, 573 nt
Organism: Dreissena polymorpha
Lineage: Eukaryota; Metazoa; Mollusca; Bivalvia; Myida; Dreissenidae
Product: protein LZIC-like
Exons: 5
Coding region: 1-573 (190 amino acids)
Molecular function (GO): beta-catenin binding
Source: RefSeq, a predicted model, not a curated record
AUGGCGUCACGGGGCCGGCAGGAGACUUCUAAGUUGAUUGGGAACUUGGAGGAGCAGAUGGACAGACUCAUGUGUCAGCUCACUGACCUUGAGGAACUUAAGGAGGACCUGGAUGCGGAUGAAUACGAGGACACGAAACGCGACACGAUAGAGCAGCUGAAGGAGUUCAAGGAGUCCCUGGACAGGAUGGUGGGAGGAGACAUCAGUCUGGUGGACGAGCUCAACAGCAUGCAGCUGGCCAUACAAGCAGCCAUUUCGGAGGCAUUCAAGACCCCUGAGGUGAUCCGAAUGUUUGCCAAGAAGCAGCCAGGGCAGCUGAGACAGAGACUCUCUGAGAUCAGUAGAGAUGAGAAGAUAGGCAAGAUCCCGCACAGCCAGGCGGUGGGUCAGUCGGUGGAGAUCCUGACGGCGCUCAAGAAGCUGGGAGAGACCCUCACACCCGAGGAGGAGGCGUAUCUACAGGCCAACUCCAGCACCAGUCUCAGGCAGUUUGAACAAGUCUCCGGCAACCUGGCUUCUGGAGACAAAGUGUUGGCGGUCGCAGGAAGUCAGGUGCAGCAAGCAAACAAGUGA